CGCACUUCCGGUAGGGAGGGGUUUACUUCCGGUGGGCUCGUACCGCUGUGUGUCAUGGGCAUGGAGCGGUUUUAUCCCUAAAACAGAUCAAAAGCAAAUAAUCGGAUUGAAUGUGAUUUUAAACUCGAGUUAAUGAUCAGCGGGGAUCUGGUUUACUGUAUACAGGGACAGGAGAGGGACAGCGGGACACAAAAACCUUCAGCACACGGUUGUGAAUGCAGGUUGUGAGGAUGGUGUCAGGGUUACGGUUGUCACGGCAGCAGCUAAAGCGGUUGGAGGAGCACCGGUACAGCAGUGAGGGAAAAUCUCUCCUGGAACCACUCAUGCAGCCGUUCUGGUGCUGGCUGGUGGAAAGAGUUCCUCUGUGGGUCGCUCCGAACCUCAUCACCAUCAUCGGCCUGGUCCUCAACAUCACCACCACCCUCAUCCUCACCUAUUACUGUCCUACUGCUACAGAGCAGGCUCCGAGGUGGGUGUACCUGGCCUGUGCUUUUGGGUUGUUUAUCUACCAAUCACUGGACGCUAUUGACGGUAAACAGGCGAGACGGACCAAUAGCAGCACUCCACUCGGAGAACUCUUUGACCAUGGCUGUGACUCACUCUCCACUGUGUUUGUGAUUCUAGGAACAUGUAUAGCAGUUCAGAUGGGGACGAAUCCUGACUGGAUGUUCUUCUGCUGUUUUGUGGGUGUGUUCAUGUUCUACUGCGCUCACUGGCAGACCUAUGUCUCAGGAACACUGCGCUUUGGAAUUAUCGAUGUGACUGAAGUGCAGAUCUUCAUUAUAACAGUGUACCUGUUGUCUGCGUUUGGAGGAAGUGCGUUAUGGCAGUGUGUGGUUCCGGUGCUAAAUGUAAAGUUGAAGAUGAUUCCUGCCUUCCUGACCUUCCUGGGUGCAGUCUUUUCCUGCACAAACUACUUCCGGGUGAUCUUCAAGGGGGGGAUGGGCAAAAACGGAUCCUCCAUCGCAGGGACGAGUGUUCUCUCUCCAGCGUACCACAUCACAGUGGUGUUGCUUUUGGCUCUGUUAGUGUAUAAAAUAUCAGCUGAGCAACUGUUUGAAAAACAUCCCAGUCUCUUCGUUUUAGCGUUCGGUUUCGGCUCUGCUAAACUCACCAACCGCCUGGUGGUAGCCCACAUGACGAAGAGUGAGAUGCAGCGCAGUGAUUCUGCGUUUGUUGCACCGCUGCUGCUUUUUAUUAAUCAGUAUUUUAACAGCUUUGUCAGUGAGCACGUCCUCCUCUGGGUGGUGCUGGUGCUCUCUGGGUGUGAUCUGGUGUGUUACUGCACAAGUGUGUGUAAGCAGAUCUCCACUCACCUCAACAUUCAAGUGUUCAGCAUUCAGAACCCCAAAACCUGCCGCAACAACCACCACUAAAACACACACACACACACACACACACACACACACACACACACACCACAACAUACUCUCUCUCUCUCUCACACACAC
Molecule: messenger RNA, 1451 nt
Organism: Silurus meridionalis
Lineage: Eukaryota; Metazoa; Chordata; Actinopteri; Siluriformes; Siluridae
Gene: cept1a
Product: choline/ethanolamine phosphotransferase 1a
Exons: 9
Coding region: 216-1376 (386 amino acids)
Biological process (GO): phosphatidylethanolamine biosynthetic process
Cellular component (GO): endoplasmic reticulum membrane; Golgi apparatus
Molecular function (GO): ethanolaminephosphotransferase activity; diacylglycerol cholinephosphotransferase activity
Source: RefSeq, a predicted model, not a curated record